AAGCAUAUUUUUGCCUUUUUUGUUCAGGCCAUACCAGGUCAGCCGGAGUUUGUGAUGGAAAUGAUUGCGCAGGUGCACUUGUUAGAAGGCCAGGAAAUAUUUGUCUAAUGUAAUGGGUCCAUUCAGUCUCAGAAAAGCCGCUGAGUGGGCAUGUGGAAAGAAAAAAGUCUAAAAAGCGCCGGGUUGGAAAGUGAGCUCCACUUUUUGUCCGCUCUCUCAACCCAAAAAAUGACAAGCAACGGACCUGUCAUCGUGUACGAGUGGCUCAAAACCCUGCAGCUGGCCCAGUACGUGGAAGCCUUCGUGGAUAAUGGCUACGACGACCUGGAGGUGUGCAAGCAGAUCGGCGACCCGGACCUGGACGCCAUCGGGGUGUACGUCGCGCACCACCGUCACAGGAUCCACGAAGCGGUGCGGCGGCUGAAGGAGGAAGCCAAGGAGGCGGCGAGCGGGCUGUACUUCACCCUGGAGCCCAUGCCGCCCUCCGCGGAUGUGUACACCGGCCACAUGGUGGACCAGUACGAGUCCAAGCUGCGCGCGUCCAAGUCGUGGACCGAACCGGCGCGCGGCGUGGGCUAUAUGGACGCGCACAGGAACCUGACCCUGGGUAACAACAGGAGGGAGCUGGUCAUCUACCCCAAGCUCAAACUCAAGAUCAUGAUCCGGGAUAAACUCAUCAGGGACGGCAUCAAUCUGGCCAGGACGCCCUACUCCAAUAAGGAUGGUUCACUGGGCAACAUAGAUGACCUCGCUCAGGAGUACUCCGAAUACUACAACACCUGCUUCAGCGACGUCAGUGAUCGUAUGGAGGAGCUCCGCAAAAGAAGAGUGUCCCAAGAGCUUGAAAUGGAGAAACAGGAUCCAAACAAUAUCUCUUUACAGCUUCGCACUGAGAUUCAGGAGUCCCUGGGAUUCAGCAGUGAAGUCUCAACUCCAGAAACGGACAGAAAGACCUCCUUGCACAAGUCAAGUUCUGAAGAUGGAUCUGGAGGCAAGUGGGAUAACAAGAAGAAAAACAAGUCUUUCUGGCAGAAUUUCCGCAAAUCCCAACACAAGCCGGUUGUGCGUCAGCCAUCCAAAGGUGAAGACAUUGGUUACGUGGCCAGUGAGAUUACUAUGAGCGACGAGGAGCGAAUCCAGCUGAUGAUGAUGGUGAAAGAGAAGAUGAUCACCGUGGAAGAAGCACUAGCUCGGCUGAAGGAGUAUGAGCGCAGCAGACAGUCCGGCAGUACUGACACUGCAGAGUGGACUGACGGACCUGCAGCCAGUCCAAACCAGUCCUCAAACUGCAACCAAUCUCGCGAGCAGUCCGACGACGAGCAAUUGGAGGAUUCGGUGAAGUUUAAACGGCUGCACAAGCUGGUUAAUUCCACCAGGCGUGUUAGGAAGAAGCUCAUUAAGGUGGAAGAGGGAAAGAAGCAUGGAUCUCAAGAUUUCCUAAAUGUAGAGUGUGUGCCCACCUGUGACGACAACAAAGCGUUGUACACGGGGGUCCUGAAGAAGCACUCGUUGCCUCAGGAGUCCUCCCUCAGCCAAGAUCAACUCUCCGUGGACGGAGACACCGACAGCCUGACCACCUCCCCUUCCUCCAGUAGCUUGGACACCUGGUCCGGACACCGUUUGGUGAAGACCUUCAACAAGUCUUCAAGUACCCACGGCCUCAUCCGCCCGCCGAGGAGAACCCCGGUGGGCUCGGUCCCCGGCGUCGGCGGUAGCGGCUCCUCAUUCUCGGAGUUGGAUGGCUGCGGCUUGGACGAGGAAGGGAAGUUGUCGCGUUCCACAACCGACGGCGAGAUGCGGAAGGCCCUGAGCUCCAUCUCCCACGGGGUAAGUAACAACGAGGCCCUGUACGCCUUUUACGGGCUCACCAAACCCCGCCCCAAAGCGCAGUCCCAACGCCUCAUCCCCCUGGACGAUGACCUCUCUCAAGGCAGCCCCAAAUAUCACACUGCGAGCCGACACUACGGCAACUGGACGCACAGAAAGCCCGACCCCAACUACUCGUACUCCACAAAACACCUUCUGUACCAGCGUUCGCGCAACACCAAGACCCCGUCUUCCCCCCUGUGUGUCACUCCGUCCUCCCCCUCCCGCGGCGACUUAGCCAAAUCGAAAUGUUUCGGCGCGGGAGGGGGUUGGGUGUUCCCCUCCCGCCGGCUGCGGGGUCGGAGCGCAGUCAGUGAGCUGAACAUCACCUACGUGGUAGAGCGGAGCCUGUACGGUCACCUCAACUGGGCUCAGCUGGUCCGCCCGGUCACCCUCAGCCGAGCUGAGCGGCGCUGUCUGUUGGAGGAGGACCGCGAGGCGGACAGGAAGUGGGCGGCCAGCGUGGACCGCUGCACCAAGCGGGUGCUCUUACGCAUCCAGCAGAAGUCUAGAACGUGCAGCUUUGGUGGUUUUGACCUGUCCAACCGAUCCCUCCAUGUUCUCAACACGGGCUCGGACACAAAUAAUAAAGAACAGGAGGCCAUAUUCAGAGAGGUGGUCAAGUCCCCCACGACUUCCCGCAUAUCGCUGGGCAAGAAGGUGAAGUCAGUCAAGGAGACCAUGAGGAAGCGCAUGUCCAAGAAGUACAGCAGCUCUCUGUCUGAACAGUCGAGUCCGGAUGGAACACCUGGUUCUCCGCAGUCCUCUCAGCCUGACAGCGACUCCCUGGAGAAGCCCAAACUCAAAGCAGGAGGCUCAGUGGAAAGUCUCCGUAGUUCACUAAGCGGACAGAGCUCAAUGAGUGGUCAAACCGUGAGCACCACCGACUCCUCAGCCAGCAACAGAGAAAGCGUCAAGUCUGAGGACGGCGAUGAUGAAGAGCCGCCUUAUCGAGGGCCAUUUUGCGGACGGGCAAGGGUACACACAGACUUCACGCCGAGCCCCUACGACUCAGACUCCCUCAAAUUGAAGCGCGGUGACGUGAUUGACAUCAUCAGCAAGCCGCCCAUGGGCACUUGGAUGGGCCUUCUCAACAACAAGGUGGGCACCUUCAAGUUCAUUUACGUGGACGUUCUGAGCGAGGAAGAGGAAAAGCCUAAACGGCCAGUGCGGCGGCGGAGAAAGGGCCGACCACCUAAGCCGACGUCCGUGGAGGAUCUGUUGGAACGCAUUAACCUCAAGGAGCACAUGCCCACAUUCCUGUUCAACGGUUACGAGGACCUGGACACGUUCAAGCUGCUGGAGGAGGAAGACCUGGACGAGCUUAACAUCAAAGACCCUCAACACCGAACGCUGUUGCUGAGAGCUGUGGAGCUCUUGCAGGAAUACGACAGCAGCAGUGACCCGGAGCGCGGCGGCCUGUCAGGCUCCCAGGAGAAGCUGCUUUCCGAAGGCCAGGGAUUGGUCGGCGACUCACCGCGGGACUCCGGAUGCUACGAGAGCAAUGAGAAUUUGGAGAACGGCAAGUGCAAAAAGGCGUCCCACUCCGGUCGCUCUUCCGCUGCCCAAUCACCGGACUACCCCUCCCUCCCUAUGACUCUCUCCAGCGAGGCCUUCCAGCAAAAUGCGAAGAACCAGCGCUCCAUAUUCCCUAAGAGUUUGUUUAGCAAGUCCUCCUUGAAGGGCUUCAACUUAUUGGGGCGUCGCAAAACCCAAAGACGAUCCCCUAUUCCUGCCAGUCGCAGCUGCGAGGAUCUGGACGAACCCUUCCAGCCCGCCGGGUCGUGGAAACGCUCUCACUCCUUGGGAGACCUGCACUGGGAGCAGAGAAAGGAUGACAAUGAGGAGGUUCAAGUUGUUAAAGAACAACCCAGUGUGGGCACGAGUAGCCCAGUUCGAGUCUUAAGAGAGGAGAGUUCACCAGCUCGUACGCAGACUCCACCUGUGAGUCCAAAACCGAGAUUGUACAGACCACCUGUUCCCUCGCAACUGCCCUUGAGACCUCCUUGUCCUACAACCCGAGCCCCAAGUCCUCCAGAGUCCACAGUGACACGGACUCAUGCCAAAAAGCCACCGGUACCCCCGCCGGUUCCCGCUAAGAAGUCCAGAGAAAGACUCGCCAACGGGGUCUGCCAAUCCCCGCUCUCAGUACCCUCUUCGCCAUCUCCCACCCCGUCCCCGACGCACUCGCUCACCCGUUCACACCCGAGCAGUCCCGUGACGCGAAGUGGUACCGGUUCAGCCCCGCCUCUUCCUGCGAAAACGCCGAGCACCCCCAGCAGCCCUCGGAACGCCUCUUCGGCAUCGUCCACCGGGGAAGAGGCGGGCGCGUCGGUGACGCCUCCGUGGCUGUCCGACUUGGGGGGCAAGGUUGCUGUGACGAGGAAGGCGUCCCAUUCUAAGAUGAUUCCUGACUUGCUCACCUUGCUGGAACAAAGACUGGAGGCCGAGGGCAUCGAUCUCACGGAAGAGCCUUACUCUGACAAGCACGGUCGCUGCGGCAUCCCCCAGCCUCUGAUGCAGCGCUACUCUGAAGACCUCCAGCAACCUGUAAAGGAAGUGGCUUCCACCAUGGACCAGCUACGAGUCCGAGAGCUUCGCAAACAACACCGCAUGGCUAUUCCCUCCGGCGGUCUGACGGACAUGUGCCGGCGAUCGGCGUCUUCGUCGAGCAAUGUCGGCACAGUCUCUGACUGGCUGGUGUCCAUCGGCCUGCCAAUGUACGCUUCGGCGCUGGCGGCGGCCGGCGUGGACUCGCUAAGCGGCGUGGCCUCACUGACAGAGAGUGGCGCCUGGGAAGCGGGCGUACGCGACCGCGGGCACGCCCGACGACUGGUCAGCGAGGCCCAGCUAGCGGCCGCGCGCCGGGACGCGUAAAAUUAUCGACUGUCUGCACUCGAGUACUUCCUGUUUGCCAAGACGCUUUUCAGCACUCUUUUCUCAAAUGUUUACGGCAACUUGGAGUCGAUCCCGGAUGCUAAAAGAAUGCCUUUUUUAAAAAGACAAAAAGUCGCUGUGGGGCCGAGGUGCCCCCUAGUGGUUCAACUAAAGACUGCCUUUACGGAAAAUAGCACACCGCCAUUUUGUCGAACGGACGCUUCACAAGUUCUUGGCUUGUGAAAAGUCGCUUUUUAUCAAGGGUACAAAAGGUUAGUGAAAUUUCACACGUUUAACAGUUGGAAAUUCAAUUCAUUCAAAAAGGUCAAAUGAAUUUCACAUCAAAGGACAAUAGCGCUCCGUUUUCGAGGUUUUUUACACCGCCAAAGUGAUUAUCCAUUCCUGCGUGGUCAUUAACUAGUGCUUGAUGACGCAUAACAUGCACCAAUAAUUAGCACCUGGGUCCGUUUAUCUUUCAGCCAUCAGUUUUUUUCUUCUAAUUCCUGGAAAAUGAGCUUAUUUUUGUUAUAUUUGUGAACAAAAAAGGCUGUUUCCUGACUCCUAAACUCCGAAAACUAUCUGUUAUCCGAAAACUAGCUGUUAUCCGUUGUUCCUAUAAGUGUUUAGCACAAGUUUGGAAAGAAAUACAAUCAGUAUUUGUUUUCCUCAAGUUCACAUUGCCGUGACUCAAAAGAUUAAUUUUUUUGCUACUUUAUCCGCUGUUGCAGCGUUGUCUUGCUAACCCCCGAUGCUAAAUACUAAUGUUAGCUAGCGCUACAGUUUCAAGGCCUCCAGAGUGGAGUGGAGUCGUACGCAUUGUUUUAAUUUUGUGGAACAUUUGUUGCCAAUUUUGGGACUUUCUAGCAAAAUCUGGUGACUUCCCAAAGCCUCUUUUUGUUGUCUUUUUGCGGUAAGUUACAAUCAUUUAUUUCCUAUUCUACCGUAUUGUAUUUCUAGCGAUGUUUUUUUCGUCAACGAUGAUAACGAAAAUAUUUUGUCGACGAACAAUUUUUUUUCAUGACGACGUGACGAUGAUAAGCUAAAAAUGCAUAGGCAGAGUUAAAUUUUUGUGGCGGGGGGGCAAAACAUGUUGAUGACCCUGAAACGCAGUGUUUAAAUUUAUUUAUUUAAUAUGCUCGGUUAGUAGUUUUUUUUCAGUCGCUCACACCUUUGCGAAACGAAUCCCCACCAUGUUCAGUUUGAAAAUGGCGGCAAGCAAAAGAGGAGAAUGCAUCCUUUAUGACUGAAUAUUCCAAGCAGGAAAAUUUAUAAUACGGUUAGGUUUUGUGUUGGUUCCCUCCUAGUGUGUUCCUGUGAUUGCCCAUUGAUUUCACCUGUUGUGCCUGCUCCUAGUGUAUCCUCCAACCUGCAUCCUUCUGUGUCACCUACCUGUUCCUCGUUGUCUUGUCUGUGUGUGUAUAUAAACUCCCAGUUUCUUUUCGCUCCUUGUUGCUUAAUUGUCAAUGUCCAUGUGCACGUCCGGAUCUGUUCUUGUCAGUUUUCUCCAAGCCCUCGUGCUCCCCUCAGUAAGUUUUUGAUACCCAGCUUUUUGUUAGUAACCUGAGUUUUGUUUGCUUCGGUGUUUUUGGUAUCUCCACAGUAUUUGUUGGUACUUUUUGUUUGUUUGUUUUAUGCUUGCCUUGAUUAAAUAAUUUUUGCACUGCCGGUUUGCGUCACCUCUUUUCCUGCAAUUGGGUCCAAACCAACCCCCCACCGGCAUUACUUGACAAAUACGUUGAAAAUAAACAUUAUUUGUUUUAUCCAUUAUUUUUUAGGGAAAUUCUUAACCAGGCAGCUUAGGACAGCUAUGCUUUUGGCCAAGAUUGGGGUCCAUUGAAUAUGGUACGCCCAGUGCUGGUUCUGUUGUACAAUUAGUCUUUAGUGGGGGAAACUGAAACCCCGCUUACCAUUUUAGCGGUGCUCUCCGGCGUUUCAUGAUCCUCAUCUUCAAUCUUUGGUUCUCACUCAGUAGUUGUCGCUUUUGAAAGCUUAGGUUGGAAAAAAUUACAUCAUUAUCCAUCUUACCUCUUCUGUCCUCAGGUAGUUUUGGCUAAGUAAAAUGACCGUUUUUAAGGUGCUAGUCACAUGAUCUUUUCGAAAAAUUAUUUUGAACCACUAUAAAAAAAAUGUUAAUUUCAUUCAUUGUUGUUUUAUUGCUUUACAACUUUUAUUGACAACAUUUCACCGGCAAAGUCUUAAUUUUAUAUUCAUAAACACUAUAGAAAACUCAAUUACAAUGGAAUGACAUAUUUCCCCGCCCUUAAUCUCCGCGUAUGUAAAAAUGCGGCUAGGGAGACUAGAACAUAACAAGACCAAUGCCAGUUUUCGUCUUGAAGAGAUGACUAUGAGAAGAAAAUGCCACAGUUUCUGUCAUAUGUUCACAAUGGGUGACAUUUUCAUAUUGUACGUGGAGUACAUCAGCUUGCAUCGUGGCAGUGUUGGGUCAUGUCACUCAUGUGAGGUGUGCUGCGCCUCUCCCUCCUCACUGGAGUUUAGGAUGUGUCUCAAGCUAGGUUGCACGCCAUCUUGCUUGUUUGUAAACAUGGUAAGUUUGUUUUCUUAUCUUGGCAAGAGAGAAUAUGCAAUGUUGGUUUAGCCUUUAAAGGUCUGCUGAGUGAUCAUCAGACGCUAAAUGUAAGUCAUAGUGUUAGCGUAGCAUUUGCCUUAGCAUUAGCUUCAGAAUGGCGUGCGUCCUCUUAAAAACACUUGCCAGUCGAAAGCAGAGCCACUUGGCCUUUCUGGUCAGUAAGUCUAGAUGAUGUUAAACACUAAGACUGUUUUUAAUUUUUUUUUUUUUUUUUUUUUACUUACAGUUCUUGGCUUCUAGGUAGGUUUAAUUGAAAAUAAUGUACUGCUUUUCCUACUGAGUGUGUGUUGUCCUUGUAGACGCUACAAUAUUUAUUUUAUUUUUGGACUAAAACUUUUUAAUUUUACAGAUGAAAAAAUUUUGUGUUACAUGACUAAAACUGAACGAAAUCAGAGAUUUUGCCAACUAAAACUAGAUGAAGACGAACACAUUUUUAAAUGACUAAAAUAUGACAAAGACUCAUAAGUAUUUUCGUCCAAAAGACUAAGACAAAAAUUAAAAGGGCUGGCAAAAACGGCACUGAUUUUUGGGCCAUUUAAUUUAGCAAUGUUAAAAAAUAAAAAUAAAAAGGUUAGAAUUAGUCAUGUGGCGGUAUGAGAUUGUCGGUAUGAUAACCUUAUGCCAAUAUAUCAUGGUAUUGCAAUUGCAGCUCUAAAAUGUCUUAGUUUGAGAUAUCUGGGUUUAAAAAAAAAAAAAAAAAAAACUAGGGCUGUCAAACGAUUAAAAUUUUUAAUCAAGUUAAUUACAGCUUAAAAAUUAAUCCUAAUUAAUCGCAAUUAAUCGCAAUUCAAACCAUCUAUAAAAUAUGCCAUAUUUUUCUGUAAAUUAUAUAUAAAUUCUGUAAAAUAAAUUGUUGGAAUGGAAAGAUAAGACACAAGAUGGAUAUAUACAUUCAACAUACGGUACAUAAGGACUGUAGUGGGCAUUUCACUCUACCGUCAUUUAAAUCUGUCUAUGCUGUCCUCAAUCCGAAGCGUCUACUUUUUCCAAAGCUAGACAGCUAGUGAACGGCGCCUUAAUAAUUAGACUUCAUCCUUUUUCAUCUGAUUUAUUAAUAAAAUGGCCUCAAACCAUUGUCCUCUUUAGACCGUCGUAAAGCUACAAAAUAAAAGUGCACAAGCGUUGCAUUAGCAACAACGUUAGCUUAGCACGCUAUACAGGUUCACUAAACAUAAACAAAAAGCGUCUCAUACAAAAAAUAUAACAUUUCGCUUACUAACAUAAUAUGUACAUUCUUUACAACAACCAUACUUACGGACAAAUCUUGUCCAAGGAUCAUAUAAGCACAUUAUCAGCCCGAGACGUCGUGCAGCCAUAAUGAACUGGCAAGAAAACAAUAAACCAUGUCGCAAAGCGACCACAAGAGUUCGCUGUUGGACAGUACAAAAAGCCUUGCUGUAAAACUUACCAAAAGGCAGAAUACUUUCUGAGCGGGACAUGUGCGUUAAUUGCGUCAAAUAUUUUAACGUGAUUAAUUAAAAAAAUUAAUUACAGCGCGUUAACGCGAUAAUUUUGACAGCCCUAAAAAAAACUUUUCAAUUGAACAGGAUUUUUAUUUUUCAAGACAUAUUGGCAAAUUGUAAUGUAAGUAUGAUAAGUUAAAUAAAAACAAAUCACUCAAGUAUUCUAAAUAAAAAAAUAAUAAAUGCAGUCCUUUAGGUGAGGCUAAUUGAAUUAUUUUCAUAAAAAGCACUCGUAUCAUGUUUACAUUAUACGCGCACUCUUUCAACACAAUUGCAAGAGAGAGAAAAAACACGUUUCACCACCUCUAGACACACUAAACACACUGGAGCUAACUCUAGUAGCUGGUGGGAAACGCUCAUGACUGUUGACAAACCUUUAAAUCAAAUCAAAAUCAAAUCAAAUUUAUUUAUAUAGCCCUUUACAAAACCCGAAAGGUCCCCAAAGUGCUUUAAUUUUGUUUAAAAGCAAAAUCAUACUGGAGGUAUUGCCUCCUCGGCAGCCACCCUCUGCAAACAUGUUUUACAUAUCGGUUGCCCCUGCUCCUCUAAGCCGCGGCCGUCUGUAACUUUUCUGUAGCUGAAGUAUUCCCAUACAAGCGAUUUCGUUUUCUUCGAUGGGGGAAAAAGUUCAGGAAUUUCACCUUCUCCAGCCAUCGUGUAGCACAGCUGGCUCACUGACACUGAGCAACAACCGGUGGGGUAGGGUUGAACCUUGCAGCUGCAAGCGAGGGAUUUAUCCCUGCAUUUUUGGGACAUAAAAAAAUAGCUAAUACCGUAGGGACGGUAUGACGGAAAAUGUUUGCGGUUUUGAAACGGUGAUGUUUUCGUACCACGGUAUACUGUACCUUGAAACUGAUAAUCAACACAUGUCUAGUUAGAGACGACUUCUAGGACAGCCAAUAGCUACUUUCCUUUCUGGGGAGUUGUCAACACUGCAUUUAACUCUAGCGUUAUUUUUCACUAGGUUUUUUUUUUUCGAACUGCAGAAUAAGAAGCAACAGAAGAAGGUAUUCCGGGUCACGACACGUGACUUUCGGAAAACAAAUAAUAGUCGUAGGAUUAUUUAAUUUCCCCAACUUGUGUUACCAAACUUAUAAUGGCUACAUCAAGGCUCAUUUUUUUGUUUGUCUGAAAUUGAAAAAAAAAAAAUGGCCCAAAGGUAAACGGACCUACAUGGCUUUUUUUUCAUCCUGUAUUUCUGUAUUAUAGCUUCAUUUUGAUGGCGUGUCUUCUAAAGGUUCCUGUUGGGUCGAUACCAGUCAGCAUAUCCGACACAUUCAAGCACGUUUUUUUUUUUUUAAUUGUUUGUGUUUUACUAUAUUGCCUAAGCCUUACGAGUGAGUAGUGUUGAUAAUAGAGUAAAUGCAAGGCAAGGCCUUUUCUUCCCCGAAAACACAAGUUUUUUUCAAUAAUGCAGAGUUGAUUUGUUAUACUGACAAAAACGCGUUGUAAGAUCUUAGUAAGAAUAUCCAAAGAGACACAACUGGUAUUACAAAUAAAGCAGUAUUUUAGAGACAGUGCAACCUCUAAAAUCAAUCAUAUUCAGUCGAAUUAUAAUUCAUUUAUGGUCAAACGUUUACAAAACAGACCCCUGAAUAUUAAUUGUACAGCAUUAACGAAUACACUUUAUCGUUAACAAUGUUUUUACAUUGACCAACAGCAACUUUGGCGUAUUUCAACUGUGACAGGCAAUGAAGUAAACAUCUUUCAAUGCCAGUCAUCCAUUUGAGUACUUGGGGUACAUAAGUUUUGGAGGUUCCUCUGUUUAGAAAAAUCUGCUACCAAUAUGAUUUCAACAUUUAUUUCCAGAUUCAUAAAAACGUCAGAUGGAAAGCAAAAAAAAGAAAAAAAUCAGGGAUCAAAUGAGGGCACACUUUUUUUUCUAAAUCUUAUUCCAAGUCAAGUGUUGCUCUGGAACACGUGAGACAAGUAAAAAAAAAGAUACUGACACUGUAAAUGCACUUUAGAGGGUGACUUAAUCUAGUUUUUUUUGCGGUGACUCCUUAUUGAACAGUGUAAGAAACCUUUUUUCCUAAUCACUCCCAAGUUCUUUACGCCAUCUUAAUUACAUAUAUGAAAUGCUAUGCAGGACUUGCACAUUCUAUAUAUGUAAUUAAUAUUUAAGUUAUUUUUUUCCCUAUUUUCCUUUCUAUACGACUGUAAUUAGCUGUACUAUACGAAUAGCAAUACCUUUCUUCCUGCGUGAUGCUUCAGCCAGUGAGGAACUGCAGACAAUUUGUUUUGUAACAUAUGUGUACAAAUGAUUGUUUUAUCUGCUUUACAUCUACUAAAUGAUUGUCCAUACAGAUUUGCUUGUGUAUUGAAAUAAAAAACUCAUGUCCAUAGGUAUUUGUCAUUCACAACUAUAAUAAGAAUAAUAAACAAUUUCUUGCCAUAUCCUGCUGUAUUGAUAUGGUUUCAAAUGCAUUUUUCUUUUUUUCUUUUAUAAAGCUUCACUACUUUUGUUAAUGUUGGCCACCAUUUGGAGUAUUUUUAUGGGUCUGCUACAUUAGUUUGACAUGUUUUGAAAAGUUCCAGUUUUUAAUAUUUGUAAAAUAUCUUAGGUAGAUUAGCAUAUUAUUUUAAUAAGUUAUAUAAACUAACCCUUUCUUGCCAAAUGUAUCACAUUUGAUACUUAGAAUUUCAUGAUUUUGAGACUAGUUCAGAAUUUUGAAAUAUCUUUCCUCAACUC
Molecule: messenger RNA, 11485 nt
Organism: Corythoichthys intestinalis (scribbled pipefish)
Lineage: Eukaryota; Metazoa; Chordata; Actinopteri; Syngnathiformes; Syngnathidae
Gene: sash1a
Product: SAM and SH3 domain containing 1a
Exons: 21
Coding region: 151-4743 (1530 amino acids)
Molecular function (GO): protein binding
Source: RefSeq, a predicted model, not a curated record